Molecule: messenger RNA, 1916 nt
Organism: Moneuplotes crassus
Lineage: Eukaryota; Ciliophora; Spirotrichea; Euplotida; Euplotidae
Source: the annotation of a GenBank genome assembly
UUUUAUUGAAUAAAUUAAUGAAAAGUGCAAAAAGAAGAACAAAAAAUGUCAAUAAAAGUCUUGAAAAUUUGAGAAUUAUAGUUGAUCAUGCCCAUUUAUCUAAGCUAAGGCCACUAACAAUUUACUGUAUUGGCAAAGCCAAUUUUUCUAAAGUUUAUCAGUUCGACAUCAUUAUCCCAAAGAAGAUUAAAACAGAGGAGGUUGGUGGGAAAAUAGAAGAAGGGAUCAAACAGAAUGAGAAAGAUUUCAUCCAGACAAAGAAACUUGAGAGUAUUCCUCAGUUGAAGAAAAGAAUAUCCAACUUCAACAAAUCUAAUCUCUCUGAAGAAGAGACCGUGGAGAAGCAAAUGGAAAGUAUUCUUUCACAUCCCUUGGUAUACAAGGAUCUGCCUAGUUUAGUAAUAGAUCUUAGAUUCAAAAGUUUUCUGAAUCUUGAGCUAAGAAACAUCUUCAAUCAAAGUGGUGACAUAAUCAACUCAUUUGCAGACUUAAAGCUUAGAGACAAGUGUAUCUUCCUAACAGAUGAUAAGACAUUGUUGACUAAGAAAAAGGAGCUCUUCUUGUUUACUUCUUGUUUCCAUACAAAACUUUAUCUCAAAGAGAUAAUCCCUAUUGAUCUGUUAGACAAUUUCAGAAAUGAUGGGACACAGAUCAUGGAGAUUGAGGAUAUACUUACAGAAGACUGUGAUCUUGACGAAGGAAAAGAUGACAACUAUCAUAGACGCAUUGAUCCUUUCCGUAUGAUGAGUGAGAAACUUGAGCUCAUCAGAAUCCUCAAAAAGCCUCAAAGACUCCUCCUCGAACGUAUAACUUCUCUUCCCAAAAUAGGAAGCCAGUCAUUGUGUAUUGAUAAAAAGAGAGGAAAAUAGAAUCGAGGAUCAAGUCAAAUUGAGAAAAUCUAUGGAUAAAACAAGGAUUCAUCAGCAAAAUGGCUAUUACAAGAUCUGUGCCCAUCCAACUCUCAAAACAUUUGAAAUGCUUAGGAAGAGUAAUGACACGAAAAACCAGAACUGAAAUAAGAGAAAUCAUAGCUUGAGUAAACCAAGAUAUGAUUAUAAGAUGAAAGGGUUGAGUCUAAAGAUGACUCAAGACUACAAAUUACCUAGGAAUAUGUCUAAAGCUAUCCCUAGAGGUCAAAGUUCAGAGGAGUUAAUCGACACAAGGUACAAAAAGAAAUGGUUAGACGAACUGGAACAGAAAGGGAUUACAAGAAAUACAACUAGUUUUCCUGACAUCCUUAAAAGCCCCACAGCUGCUAGCUCAUAUAAAACUUAUGGAAAACCCCAAGAGAAGGAUCUGAUUGAAGAGGAGUUCAGCAUAGAGCAAGAACUAGAAGACUUUCGGGAUCGUAAACUUACUGCACUCAGAGUUCACAAUAAAGCUGAUACAGGCAAUCUAAAAUAGAGGCAUGCGAUUUCUAGAAAAACUUGAGGAGAAAUUUGCCAGUUCCUCUAGAGAUUUUGAAAUUACAACCAGGAUGAAUAUUAAAAGAGAUGAGAUCGGCAAGAAGAUUAAACAAUUUAAGAAUAAAUAUACAAAACUUAAAGUGACGGAGAAGAAAAAUUCUGGCCUCGCAAUUUCGACUUCGAUCGAUAAUUCAAUUCAUAAUACCUCAAGAGGUACUCCUUUAGCAAUGGAGAAAAUAGUACUGAGCCUUCAGAAUCCAGGAUCAAAGAAGCCAAGGAAGAAAAUCAAGAAGCCUGAAAAUGCAGACUCUUUUAGAUAUGCUCAAUCGAUGCUUGAUUUAUCAGACAGUAUAAUGAAUGUUAUGGGAUCUAAAAGCUCUAAGAAAAUCCAACAGGAGACUGAGGAUCACCCUCACUAUACUGCUAGAGUAUUAGUAGAAAUACUUAAGCCAAGUGUGUCAAAAGCAAGUAUUAAAUAAUAUGACAAAAAUGCUCAAUUUUAAUAUAAAA